Microplitis demolitor is the source of this 5280-nucleotide messenger RNA. Its product is annotated as ankyrin repeat and SAM domain-containing protein 1A. The transcript is spliced from 8 exons. Gene Ontology annotation, cellular component: cytosol. Bases 362 to 2494 code for a protein of 710 amino acids. Gene Ontology annotation, molecular function: protein binding. The record is from RefSeq and is a predicted model, not a curated record. NCBI's taxonomy places the organism in Eukaryota, Metazoa, Arthropoda, Insecta, Hymenoptera, Braconidae.
UCGUUAGUAACCUACCAACAGUACACCAGUGUCAUGCUAUUGUCAGUCUCGUGUCUGGUGCGCGGGUGUAAAGAGAAUUGUUAAUAAUAAUCCAACACUCCUUCAACAACAUCCCAUAAUUUAUACUAAACAUAUCCCGCGUCCCACGUUCACUUGUUGCUUUUUUCAAAAGUCUAGACAUAAAAUCACUACUUACAAUUUUCGAUUCAAAAUUCAUACUCCAUUAAUUAAAUAAAUAAUUAAUGUCAAGUGCAAUUACUUGGAUACAUCAUUCAAAGUCGGUUUACUGAAGGGCUCGGUCACGGCGGAGCGGCCGCGGACACUUAGACGGCUGCGGAACGUCUACACACCUGCAUGCGUUAUGGGCACCGGCAGCUUGGAUUCAUCCAGCAACGACCGCAUUAUCGAGGAUGCCAACGCAGAUCCAGUACUGCGGGACAAAGAUCGUGAUAGAGACGAGAAAUCUCUGAGUAUUAUGAGCCCAUUUGAUGAGCAAGAAGAGUGGGCUAAAAUAUCCGAAAUAAUGGCUUCCUUUGGGACCGGACUUGUUCGCGAAUCUGUUUUUGUUAAUGAAUUGGAGAAAGAAUUCCAAUCGCGGCUUGGAAUUGGAUGUGAAACAAACAGUCCAACAGUUACAACAACCGUCGGGCAGUGGUUAUUAAAUAUAGGCUUUGCUGACUACGAGUCACUUUUUUUAAAUUAUGGUUUUGAUGACCUCGACUUUAUCAAUGGAGUACUGGAAGAAUCGGACCUAAAAGACAUGGGAAUAACGAGCGACACGGAGCGCGCUGUGAUAAUGAACGCCUCGCUGUCGCUGAACAAGCGCGUCGACAAGAGAUCUGGGUCCCAGGCGCGGACGCUCGAGGAGUGGCUCAAGGGAAUAAAUUUAGAGAACUACUUGGAGACUUUUAAAAAGCAUCUAUACACAGAUAUGGACAGAGUUAAAAGAGUUUGGGAAGUCGAAUUGGCGGCCGUGCUCGAGAUACACAAACCCGCUCAUCGGAAGAGAAUUUUGGCCUCGGUCACUGGUCCUAGUCCGAGGUCAUUGUCUACUAAUGGACGUGGAUCUAAUUUAGAGGAUCUUAAUAAAGAUCUAAAUAAUUUGAAAACUAAUAUUCAGCAGUUAAAAGAUGAAAUCUGCGAUAAGUUGCCUGAGACUUCUCAAAACAAUGGAAAUACCACGCAAACUUCAGCAACAACAUCAACAACAACAACGACAACAACAACUACAACGGUCACGGGAACGAACGCAACCACGACCGGUACCUUGAGGCACCGAAAGAAUCGCCCGGCACCCCAACCUCCUCAGCGACCUCAGAACGGAACUUCAUCAGCAAGUGCUCCAUCUGCAGAACAACUAGAGAUACGUGCGCCCUCUGAGUUACUUUUCGGUGUGCCCUCGACACUAAAAACUCAGUGGAGGCACCAGCCCAAGGUUCUAGUCUCUGGUAACAUCACUUAUGUCGCCAAUUACUUGGGUUCUACAGUAGUAAAAGAAUUACGUGGCACCGAGUCGACUAAAAAGUCGAUACAGAAACUCAAAAGCACUUGCAGAGAUCCUCGUGUGAGUCUGGCUAUCACACUAGCGAUUUCUUACCGCGGGGUCAGAUUUUUGGAUACGAAUACUAAUGAACCGAUUUGCGAUCAUGAAAUCCGUAAUAUUCAUUGCGCGUGCCAAGAUGCCGAUGAUCUAACGCAUUUCGCUUACAUUACUAAGGAUCACGCAAGUCGUACACAUUUUUGUCAUGUAUUUUGUGUACCCACAAUGGACCAAGCUACAGAAGUAAUAUUAACCCUCGGUCAAGCUUUCGAAGUCGCUUACCAGAUGGCAUUGAAAGACAAACUGACCGGAAAUAAUCAGACCGUACGCUCGCAGUCAGCAAGUCAACUGACAAAUAUCACACCGUCUUCAACUUUGAGUAUUAAGACUACCUCGGCUAAUCAUAGCAAUGAAAGUCGUGCCAACGAUAAAACAACACCAGUAAAAACAAUAACAAUAACAACAACAAAUGCAGACAUUAAAAAUAACUCAAAUAUCACACCAACAAUAAAUAGCAAUAACUCAAACUCUUAUAGCUCCAAUACUCUUAAGGCCAAGUUAAAAGCAAACAAAACUAGCGCGAGUGUAAUAAAUACAAACGCUAAUACUAAUACUAUUAGCAAUAGUAAUAGUAACAGUAAAAGUAAUAGUAAUUCGAAUUACAAUUCAAAUUCACAUUGUAAUGUUAACAUGAGCACAAAUUCAUAUGGGAUAAAUGUCAGUGGAAGUAAUUGUACUUCCAGUGAGAAUCCAAAUGGCAAUUCAUCGGUAGGACCAGCGGUAGUGCCGCCAAAGCCAUUGGUAACGCACGGGCGGUCACACUCAGUAAACGACAUCAAGAUUAAUGGGAAUCAGUUAAAGCUCGUGCCAACUCCGGUUGAUGACAUCGGUAUCGGUGUCAAAGACAUGAAGGCUGGUUCGCGUGCACCUAUUGCGCUUUCUGAAGAGCUCUAAUUAUCGACUACGGCAUCAUCAAAUAUCAACAUCACCAUCAACAUCAACAUUAACACCAUCAUCAUCAUCUAAAUUAAUAAGUUGGUUUAUUUAUUGAAAUAAAUAAAACUGUGAUUAAUUUAAAUACUUUAUCGAGUCUUCAAAGACAACGAGUUAUUUCUAGUGAUUUAAAUUUAAAUAAAAACGACGAAUCUGAGAAUCGAUACAAGCAAGAUAAUUCGGUAAGUUUUUAUUUAUUUCAUUUUUUUUAUUGACAUACAGUUGAAGUUUCCUAAAGUUGCUCUCUGUACCAGACUAAAGUUGCUUUUUUUCCUUCUCCCCACUCUGCAUUCUCGCAAGGAUAGUGUGUUCCCCUAUGCGCGUUCUCAUGCGUCGCAAAAUUGAAACAAACGGAAUUAGACAUACGUCGAGGCUAAAUUAAUUAAGCAGAAGUAUCAAACAUAUACCAUUAUUUUUAAUAAUGUAUUAAUUAAUACAUACAUAAUUUAAAUGAUGAUUUUUUUCCUACCACGAUUUCUUCCCCCACCAUUUAAAUGUUGGUUUGGCGCAUGCGCCAUUCUAAUAGUAUGGUAGUGGGGGAAGAAACUGGUGGGAAAAAUCCCAAGCUUUGGUUUGGACCACUAUACACUGACAUUUAUAAAAACAGCAGAUAUCCGAGAGUUUUUCAACAAUUUACAAAAUAUUCAUGUGUUCUUAGCAGAAAUUAAAAAAAAAACUAAUAAAAUUAAUUACAUCUUGAAAAUACUUUUGUUAAUUAUUUUUAUGUUGCUCAGAUAGUCUUAUUAAUGAUAAAAAAAAUUAUAUUUCGAGGUUAACUAUCUCGCAUAACAGAAUAUUUAAUCAAUUAUAGAUAUUUAAAUCACGCGCCAAAAUUUUGAAUUCUGAAUCGUCUUGUAAAAAUACGAAUUAGAGAAAAUCCGAGCAAUUUUGGAGAGCGCAUCCUGUUAACUUUGGGGAGCGAUCAUUAGCUAUCGAAGGAAAAAAAAAUUUAGGGAGCUGGCAAUUUGAGGAAAAGCAACUUUAGAGAGCUUCGACUGUACUUGGAGCGCAGUAAGGAAGUAUUUGAUUAAUCGAGUCGAAAUAGAGGUUAGAAAUAAAUAACAUUCCCUUUAAAAUGUUUUUUGAUGAUCUUUAUUAAUAUAUAUAUACUAAUUACAUUAACAUAUGCUCAAUACUUUAUAUUAAUUGUUAGAUUGAGUUUAGUUAAUCAAAUUGUUUUUUUUGAAAAAAUUAUUAUCCUUUUUUCUAAUGAACUUUUUGAUGGGUUUUUAAAAUAAUGAGCCUACUUUUUCAAUAUUUUCUAAAGACUGACGAUUUUUCAUGUGACUAGGCUAUUCUAAUCAUACGCCAUUUUGUGAGCGUCUGCCGCCAUUUGUAUUAACUAACUGACGGCCAUUUUUGUUCACCUGAGAACUUUGAUGACUUCUUAAAAACAAAAUAAUUAGUAAAUUCGUUUAGUUUAAUUAUUUCCGAUAUUUAUUGAAGUGAAUUUGAAUAAAUUUGUUAAAAUUUUUUGAAUUUAGUGAAUCAAAUUUAUUAAGAAGUCAAAAAAAAAAGCCUAGUCUCAAUGUCCAUGUUAUUGCAACUUUAUUCGAUAAUUAUGACAAUUAAGAUUUCUAUUAAAUCUACUAAUCAAUAGAAUAAUUAAAAAAAAAAUUGAGAAUAAUUAAAAAUAUAAAUAAUUAGCCAAAAAUUAUUUAAAAGUAGAUUGGAAUUUUUGGUGUAGAAAAAAAAAAUUCGGAGGAAAAUUGUGGAGAGAGCUGAUUCCAAAGUACUUUAAUUAACGAUAAAUAUUUAAAAGUAUAAUUAAAAAUAAAAAUAUGGGCAUUUGUAAAAAUUUAUCUAUAAAUGGUCCUAGAAAUUUUUAGACGCCACUUUAACUGGCAUUAUUUAUUAAAAAGAAAAAAAAUUAUAACAAUAACAAUGAGUGUAUAAAAGAGCGAGCAAUUACGACUGAUAAACAGGACUGCGUGUCACUCGGUGAUAAUUGGCUUAAAAUAAUUACAAAGAAACAAAGGAAAUAUUGGAUAAUAAAUAUUUAAAUACAGUUGGUAUAGAAUAGACCAAAGAUAGCGAGUGAAUAAAAGGUAAAUUGACUUUAGAUACUAGUAAUUUUAAAAUUAAAAUUUAUCAAUAGUAACUGAACUGCCAAAAAAUCCACUACGGAUUGUUACUGUAUUAAAAAGUACACCGACGAUUUAAAUAAAAUUAUAAUAUUUUGAGAAGAGAAUUAAUUAAUUAUUAAUAAUUAAAUGCAUACCAAAGCACGUCGGUAUUGUAGAAAAUUGUAUACUAUCAAAUGAUAAAUUUUCUUGAUAGUUAAUAUUGAUAAUUAAUGAUUAAUAAUUAAUAACAGUAACAGUAAUGUUUCAUAAUUUUCCUCAUUUUUAUAUUCGCGUUUAUUCUAAAUACUGCGACGCUUUUAAUAAAGUUGGUUUCUAUAUUUCCUGCCAUUAAAAAAAAAUAUUAGCUUCGAUAAGUAAAAUUAUGCCAUGCCAGUAAUCAAGUAAAAGAAAAAUUUCAGCUAUGACUUCCAUAAAAAUUUUGUUUUUAUUAAAUAAAUUUUGAGGAUUCGUUUUUUCUAAUGUAGAUUUAAAUUUCGUCAUAAAUACUAGGGUUAAAUAUUGCUAAGCAUACGUAGUUACUCUUUAAAUCUUAAACUGAAAGCGGAAUUUGGAAAUCAGUUUUUUUUAUCCUGAUUAGUAGACAGUUAACAAUUUUCAAAUUUUUUAUUUUCAGCAGUUUAAUUUAAAGAAAAAAUAUGCACAUGUAGAAAAUUAAAAAAA